Molecule: messenger RNA, 2986 nt
Organism: Prionailurus viverrinus (fishing cat)
Lineage: Eukaryota; Metazoa; Chordata; Mammalia; Carnivora; Felidae
Gene: PRKACA
Product: protein kinase cAMP-activated catalytic subunit alpha
Exons: 10
Coding region: 616-1698 (360 amino acids)
Biological process (GO): peptidyl-serine phosphorylation
Cellular component (GO): nucleus; cAMP-dependent protein kinase complex
Molecular function (GO): cAMP-dependent protein kinase activity; ATP binding; protein kinase A regulatory subunit binding
Source: RefSeq, a predicted model, not a curated record
GGCCUCUUUGGCCCCCAGGGAGCCCCUUGCUGCUGCCUGGGCCUGAACCUUAACUCCUUCCCCUCUGCCCAGUGGGCACUGCCCUGGGCACAUCCGGUGCCAUCCUCUGGGUAGUUCAGCACCCACUGAGGAAGUCAGGACCUGGCAUCUUGGGAGCAGUGAAGUCUCUGGAACAGGAAGUUAGCUUUAGCACUCCACCCCUGGGGCAGCCAGGCCAGCCAGAAGGGACACCCUCAGGACAAUCUUCCCACUGCCUUCUGCCAAGGAGGACCUUUGCAAACCUUGGCCGGCCAGGAGCAGGUACCUUUAAAUGCUUCCCUGGCAACCAGCUCCUCCUCCCCGGUCCCCCGAGGCCCUCCAGAGGAAGCCAGCUCAGAGGCUCUGCGUAUUCCUGGUUUCCCUGCAGAGGGAAGAUUCCAGGGAGAGCCUAGGGCAGCCUGGGAUGGAUACGGGGUCAGGCAGUGGCCAGGGCAGUGACUCGGAGACGACCUUCCAGCUGUGGCUACAGCUGCUCCUCUGGGCCCACCUGACUGUCCGUUUCCUGGGCUACCUGCACCACGCCUUCUGGGCACCUAAGGCGCGGCCAGCACCCUGAGCCCCCCUGGCCAGGGGCAGAUGGGUCCCAGCUCACUCUAUCCCUCUCCACCCUUCCCAUUGCACCCUCUGCUGGAAGAGGUAGGAAGCAGAGUGAAAGAGUUCUUAGCCAAAGCCAAAGAAGAUUUUCUUAAAAAAUGGGAAAAUCCUGCUCAGAAUACAGCCCAUUUGGAUCAGUUUGAACGAAUCAAGACCCUCGGCACGGGCUCCUUUGGGCGGGUGAUGCUGGUAAAGCACAAGGAGACCGGGAACCACUUUGCCAUGAAGAUCCUCGACAAACAGAAGGUGGUGAAGCUGAAACAGAUUGAGCACACCCUGAACGAAAAGCGCAUCCUGCAAGCGGUCAACUUUCCGUUCCUCGUCAAACUCGAGUUCUCCUUCAAGGACAACUCGAACUUAUACAUGGUCAUGGAGUACGUGCCUGGCGGGGAGAUGUUCUCACACCUGCGGCGGAUUGGAAGGUUCAGUGAACCUCACGCGCGCUUUUAUGCGGCCCAGAUCGUCCUGACCUUCGAGUACCUGCACUCACUUGACCUCAUCUACCGGGACCUGAAGCCGGAGAACCUCCUCAUUGACCAGCAGGGCUACAUUCAGGUGACAGACUUCGGUUUUGCCAAGCGUGUAAAAGGCCGCACCUGGACCUUAUGCGGGACCCCUGAGUACCUGGCCCCGGAGAUCAUCCUGAGCAAAGGCUACAACAAGGCCGUGGACUGGUGGGCCCUAGGGGUUCUCAUCUACGAGAUGGCCGCUGGCUACCCGCCUUUCUUCGCUGACCAGCCCAUCCAGAUCUAUGAGAAGAUUGUCUCUGGGAAGGUGCGGUUCCCAUCCCACUUCAGCUCCGACCUGAAGGAUCUGCUGCGGAACCUACUGCAGGUGGACCUCACCAAACGCUUUGGGAACCUCAAGAACGGAGUCAACGAUAUCAAGAACCACAAAUGGUUUGCCACAACUGACUGGAUCGCCAUCUACCAGAGGAAGGUGGAAGCUCCCUUCAUACCAAAGUUUAAAGGCCCUGGGGACACGAGUAAUUUCGACGACUAUGAGGAGGAAGAGAUCCGAGUCUCCAUCAAUGAGAAGUGUGGCAAGGAGUUUACUGAGUUUUAGGGGUGUGCCUAUGCCCCCAUGGGUUUUCUUUCUUUCUUUCUUCUUUGUUUUUUUUUUUGGUUUUUUUUUUUUUUUUUUUUUUUUUUUUUGGUGGGGGGUGGGUGGGAGGGUUGGAUUGAACAGCCAGAGGGCCCCAGAGUUCCUUGCAUCUAAUUUCACCCCCACCCCACCCUCCAGGGUAGGGGGGAGCAGGAAGCCCAGAUACAUGGAGGGAUGGAAACACCAGCUGCUCCCCCUCAUUCCCUCACCCUCCUGCUCCUACCCCCAGACCCAACUGCUUUUGCCUUCCUCCUCCCCUAAAGCCCCCCCCCCCCCCCGCCACCCCCAACCAGCCUACUUCUGCCUGUUUUAAAUGAGUUUCUGAGUUCCAGUCAGACCACGUCUUGCUGGUGUAUUCAGGGACAGGGUGUGCAAAGAGAGGCCCAAACUUAACUCCAUCCCCAUUCCCCCAAACCACAGGCAUCACCAACUAAUGAAGGAAAGGCCAGCCUUCUCUUCAGAGCAAUGGUGACUGGAGAGGAGAGAUUUUAGUGACCUGUUCAGUGGGCUGCUUGCUAGAAUUAAAAAAAAAAAAAAAGUUUGUAUACUCUUAUUUAAGUUCCACCAGUGCCUCCCUCCCUCCUUCCUCUACCCUUACCCCUUCCAUGCCCCCCACUUCCCAAAUCCAUUUUAACUAGGCUGAGAAGCAGACUGAAUUUGUAAAGGAAGGAGCUGGGGUUCAAACCUCUGCCCCAAGCUGCUAAUCUCCUCUGCUCCUCUGCCCACUCCCCCCACCUUGGGGGGGGGGGUGUCCCCUGCCAAGCCUGGAAGGGUCUCAGCCCCUUUAGGAAGCCCCUAUCCCCUUCUGCCCCAGCAGACCUUUCUUCACCCUUGGGCUUCGGGACCGAGACAAAGCAGCUGCCCCUCUCCCUGCCAAAGAGGAGUUGCCCCCCAAAAAGAUAGAAGGGGAGCCCCAACACCAGGGUCUUUCCUCCCACCAGCACUCGCCCCAAACUCCUGAAUUUUAUUCUCAGCUAGAUUUUAAUGCCCAGCCUCCUCUCAGCUCAGUUUGGAAGGCAACCCCAGCAAAAGAAGGCAAAGCCCUCCUCCCUCUUGUGGCCCCGGGUUCAAGGCCAGGGUUGCUGGGGAGGGGCUGCCGGUUUUAUUCACCUAGCAGCCUCCGCCCCCCCUCCCCCAAACCUGGGCGCUCCUCCUCUGCUUAGCUGUCAGCUGUCCAUCACUCCUCCCCCCCAUUUGUGCUUUUUUCUCUCUCAACAGAAAAGUGGGGAGCCCCUGGGGAACCACCCCA